AUGGAAAACCGCGAAGAAAAACAAAACAACGAUAUUGUGGAGGGUAAAAUAACAACAUUUGCAUCACCAACUGUUUUGGCUGCCAUAUUGGAUGAACAAAUCUUGGGCGAAGGUGCUGUGCCAAGUAAAGUCGAUCACAACGACGAACGGCAGAAUUCAGGGAUGGUGGCCGACAGCUUGGAUGUUUCUUUAAACGAUUCUCUGGACUCGACGAAAUUGCAAGAAAGCGGAGAAGUAAUUGGCGAUGUUGUUGAUACCGAGGAGUUAAUUGGAAAGGAUCAUACAGUCUCACCUUUGGGAUUUCCCGAAAGAGUUGUUGAUUAUCCGAAGAGUUCAACGCCGGCACAAAAUGAAAAUCCUGUUGAUGAAAAGAGUAAAAAUGCCGAGAAAGCACCUAAACCACGUCGACCACAGCACAUCAUCGAAAGAAACAAGGAACAAGUUGGUAAGCGAGCAUCGCAGAGGGCUAGUUAUGCUCAAAUGCAUGCAAUCAAGACAAGAAAUAAACUCAGUAAAGAUAAGGAAAAGAAAGCCAAUGUUGAAGGAGACCAGAAUUUGGAUAAUACACCAGGUUUUAACUCAGAGAGUAAGCUGGAUAGUGUAGAACGGAAUUUUAAUCAGAAUCCCAAUUUUCCAAGUGAUCAUGUGGAUCAAAUUCCCCAUGGUGACACUAUGAGCAACUCAAGCGUUGAUUUACAACAAAAUGAAAGCUAUUUGCUAGAAAACAGUUAUUCAAAUGGUACACAUGAUAUUUUUCAAAAUCAUGGACCGUAUUACGAUGUCAGUCAAAAUUCCAGACUUCAUGAUAGCACUCACCAGUCGAGUUAUUUUGACCAAACUGGAACUUACGGUAGAGGUUAUGGAAGUGCAAUGGGGUAUUUAAGUCAGAAGCCUGUUCCACCAUUGUACCAUCAGAGUUUAUCAACCCAGUCAGCACCUCCAGGAGUUUAUGGUUAUGAAUGCAAACCAUUAAGUAACAGUUUACAUACUUCAAAUUUCAGUGAAGAAGGUUAUUAUCAGUCAACAGUUUUACCACUCAAUGAGUCCGAUAAAGGGUUUAAAAUACCAGAAUCCAGUCUCCAUAGAAAGUUUUCCUCAGAUCCAUAUUUAGCUCAAUCAAGAUCUACGUCAUUGCAGAAUAUAGCAAAUGUUGGUAGAAACAGCAAGGCGUCUGGAAGCUACUCUAAUUUACGGCAGCCUUUUGAAUACAAACCAUAUACUUUAAAGGACUACCAGAACCUUGCUGGUUCAAAGACCAAGCCAUUGGCUGGGGGCUUGGGACCAAAUAUUGACACUGAUGAUUUCAAGGAAAAGGUAAAGGCCUUGAAUUGCUGGUCAACCAUUUCAAAGCUUUCUCCAAUCCAGGAAUAGCUAUUAGGAAAAGCUUACUACGGCAAUCCUUUUUAAUAGUCAAGCAGGCUUUUUCACUUGACUGCUCCUUCAAAGUUACCCCAUGUCUUUAAUUUUCAGAGCAAUUAGAGCCGAUUAUAAGGUCUUUUUCAGCUGGUGCAUUUAGCUGGCAUUCAGCUCCUAGUGACAUCCCUGAUUAUGACCAAACUGUAGUUAUGAGACAUAAUCAAACAGUUAACUCUGCUUCCUAAUGAAAAAGUAAUGUCAAUAACUAAAGAAAAAUAACAUUUGAAAUGCUAUGAAGAGCAAACUCAGAAUUGAUGUAGAUGAUAAGAUUCAUGUUAAGUUAAAUCUUUGAGAAAGUCAGCAGUUUUGGCAAGACAUUGAAUUGAUGGCAAGAUCCCUUGGUUGAAUUUUCAAGAUUGUUUUUAGCAGUAGCAUGAGAAAGAAAUCUGGACUCUGGAACCAGGCAUAGAUGAAAAUAAUACCGACCUUGUGUUAAGUUAUUACACCACCAUAAAGUGUUAUUAAAAACUUGGGAAUUUAUUAUGACAGAUGUGAACUUCUAAAGAGGUAAGAAGGGCAUUAGCCAUUUAAACAAUAACCAAAGGAUGUUAAUAGUCAGCCAUGCAUAUCUCUUUGAUCUUCUGCAGACAAUGCCUUUUGCAAGCUAAGCUGUAGCGUAGUUCUCAGAGUGACCUGAGAAUCAGACUAGUGAAGCUACAGCCUGUGGGCUAUAUCCGCAGUUACUAAUAAUAAUUAUGUUCUUCAUUACUUUGUAGAUGAAGAAAAUAAAUAAACAAAGAGAGUAUGCUACAAUGUUGAGAGCUCAGCAUUCAGCAUCAAGAAAGCAGUGGGGAAGGAAAGGAGCUGCUUCUGCCCCAGUUAAGGCAAAUCAUGUGAUUGAGGCAGAGAAGAAGAGGGAGGCAGUAAGUAUAACAAGAGAGCAAGUGACAAUUCAUGCUAAAGCAAGUUUAUAUUAUUAAAAACAUAAUGUCUUGUCCCUAGGGGAACAUUAAAUGCCCCAAGGAAAAAAUAGCCUGUGCAGCUGGCGGUAUUGUGUGAUGAAAGUUUUGGUGGCGGAGCCGCAAUCCAAAAAAGGGAGUAGGGAGGAGGCGUAUUUCUCACGGCUUCGCCGCUGCCAAAUCUCACUCGACUGGUACAGCAGCUCUGCCGCCAAGUCUCACUGGACUAGUACACAAUACUGCCAGCUACGCAGGCUGAGGAAAAAAUUGCAAUUUGAUAAUAUUCAAAUUAACUCAGUAAAUGUUACCCUCUGUCAUCUUAGAGUUUGCAGCAUUACCCACUCCAAGACUGUUUUGGGGGGUUGGGGGUGGGAUGGGAAAAGUGUUGUUUCAGUCAGACUUUGAAAGGGCCCAAUGAAAGUGCCUGCUGUUGGGGAAAAUAUUCCAGGUACUAGUAUAUGAAAAAAUUUAUCAUCUUAUUGGAGAGUAAAGUGGUGAAAGUCAAUUUUAAUAUUUUAAUGCUGGUUAUUCGGAUCAAUUGAGGUUUCUGAGUUACUGACCACCUACCCCUCCCUUAAGUAACAAUUUUGCCCCAAGUGAGAAGUAAGUGUUAAUGUUGACUUUCGAGAGGGGUAGGUGGUCAAAUACCCAGAAACUUCAAUUAAUCUCGGAGCCUGGAACAGGCUACUGAUAACCCUGCGAUAGGAUAGAAACCUGUCCAGGUCGGGGCCAGUGGUCAUUUCAUUCCUUGGGAAGGGGAAUAAGCUAUGGUCUGAUGGUCUACUUAACUCAAAUGCAUGCUCUACAUGUACUUUUAGUGUCAGCCUACCUUUCUUCAGUUGUUUUCUGGGACUUCCUCUAAGUGAGGCACUUAUGGUCUUCCUAAGGAGCCCGCUGUAAUUUUAAUUGUCUGUUUGCUUGUUUUGUAAUCUGAUUGAUUUGAGGGGAAGAGAAGCUGUUUUGUACUUUAAUGAAAAUAACUUAAGUAGUAGUUGCUGCUAGCUAAAACUGACACUAAUGAUUAUUGGUUUAAUAUAAUUUAUUCUUGUUUACUUUAUUCUAUAGGCUUUAAACUAUGCCAAGAAUGUCCCCAAACCAAAGCAAAUGAGUAGUAAGAAGCGAACUGGGUCUGCGGGACACAAAGAGGAGAAAGGGGGCGAUGAGGAACAAGAGAUAACUGUGCUGGAGAUUUUAAGAAUGAGACAUGAACAGGAGAAAAAAGAAGUUGACAUUAUAAGAAAAGAACUGGCAUCAAAGAUAAGGUUGUAAUUUGUUUGACACAUGCGCAAGAUGUUGUGUUAAUGAUGACUGUAUGCUUGCUUGUCUAGAGACUUGUGAUCUAUCUAGGACAAAUUACGGAAGGACCAUAUGGUCAUAAAAUCUGUUAGUGCUUAAAUAAUUAUGAGCAAACAGAUAGGUGACCUAUCUGGAUGAACUGCCUACUUAGUUUGUUAUAAAAGUAGAUCUAUCUCCCGGUCAACUGUUUGUUUGAAUAUACACAGACAAAUGUACUUACAAAAUAUGAGUUAAUUUUGUUUAUUUACAUUCACAUAUAUUAUCCUGCAAUAUCUAUAACAGACAUGUUCGCAAGCUAUUCCAUUAACAAACUAACAGUGCAGUGGACUUCACUCCCUAAUUAUGUUAGAUGCAUUAACUGACAGACAAAUAUCCAGCUUGGUUUGUCCCAGAC
Molecule: messenger RNA, 4005 nt
Organism: Porites lobata
Lineage: Eukaryota; Metazoa; Cnidaria; Anthozoa; Scleractinia; Poritidae
Source: the annotation of a GenBank genome assembly